UUGAGAUAGGGAGUGCACUAGUUGCCAUUUUAAACCAGAAUAUUUAGGAAAAAAGAAAAAAAGAAAGAAAAGAAAAGACAUACGCACAAGCCGGAAGGAACCCUACUCCGGGAGAUCUAACCAGCUUCACUCCCUAAGUUUCAAACAGAUCUGAGUAUUACUUGCAUUUGUGGAAUGUAGAGCUUCCUUCUGGUUGCCCCAAUCGGUCUUCUUCAACCUUCUGCUGAAAAAGCCUCCCAAAGCACCAUCAGCUCGUUGCAACUAUUCCAUCAUCAGCGGACUCACCACUCUCAACUCUUUCCAAACCACAUUCCGACGCCCUCAUCCCUUCUGUUGUGCAUCUAGCACGGCCUGAACUUCACACCAAACUUCGCACCUUUAUCUCCUUCCGCAGUAUCCAGAGGCACCACCAGUGUUCGAGGCCUUUGACCUCUUAUCUGGUCAAACACUCGUCCUGUGAACUGUUCGCUAUCGAGUGGUCGCCACUUGAUUCAUCUCCAGGGAUGAUGUAUCCUUCUGUAUCUUCACUUUUGCAUGAUCAAACAAUUAUAUCCAUGGCCAAGGAAACAGUAGUUCAGCGUUGCAUCUCAAAUGAUUUGCAGAAACCUUCUUAUGUUUGAUCAGCACCAAAAUGGGGCAGUUUUGUGUUAAAAUUUCACGGUUGCUGCUUUUAUACUUCAUACUUCCAUGCACUUUCUUACAAGUCACCCGCCCUCUUAGCCCUGAUGGUGAAGCACUUAAUAACUUUAGAAUAUCAACAAUGAGCUCAGAUGGCGUGCUUAGACAUUGGAGACCCGAAGAUGCUGAUCCCUGUGGUUGGAAUGGAGUGGAGUGUGACCCAAAAUCCAAGCGUGUUACAUCCUUGAGCCUCCCUAAUCUCAAGUUAAGUGGACCUAUAUCACCAGAUAUUGGGAAGCUAGAGAAGUUGCAAUUCUUAGUGCUUCACGACAACAACUUUUACGGGGCAAUACCUCCUGAGCUGGGAAAUUGUACGGUGUUGAGAUCAUUGCUUCUGCAGGGUAAUUAUUUAAGCGGCAUUAUUCCGGAUCAAAUGGGAAACCUUUCUGAUCUUGAAAAUAUGGAUCUUUCAAGCAACUCUCUCAGUGGAAAUAUUCCUCAAUCACUUGGGAAGUUGGGUAAACUGAUAUCAUUCAAUGUUUCAAAUAAUUUUCUGACCGGUCAAAUACCUUCUGAUGGCCACCUUGCAAACUUCAAAAAUGCCUCUUUUUUUGGAAAUCGUAAUUUAUGUGGACAACAAAUUAAUUCAGUAUGCAGAAAUAAUGCUGGAGGUCCUACGCCACCCUCGCUUCCUCCCAAUCCCGGCAAGAAAAAAGCUGGGCAAGUGCUAAUAAGUACAUCUGCUACUGUGGGUGCUUUGCUUUUGGUGGCUUUGAUGUGUUUCUGGGGCUGCUUCCUCUACAAGAGAUUGGAUAAAAAUGAAAGUGGAAGCCUGGCUAGGGACGUUGGGGCAGGUGCUUCAAUUGUAAUAUUUCAUGGAGAUUUACCAUACUCAUCAAAGGAUAUAAUAAGGAAUCUGGAAUCACUGAAUGAAGAACACAUAAUUGGUUCUGGGGGAUUUGGAACUGUCUACAAGCUUGUAAUGGAUGACGGCAAUGCAUUUGCUUUGAAACGAAUUCUCAAAAUCAAUGAGGGAUUUGAUAGGUUUUUUGAAAGGGAACUUGAAAUUCUUGGUAGCAUUAAACACAGACACUUGGUAAAUCUGCGAGGAUAUUGCAAUUCUCCAACAUCAAAGCUGUUAAUAUAUGAUUUCUUACCUGGAGGUAGCCUGGACGAAGUUUUGCAUGAGAGAUCUGAUCAAUUAGACUGGGAAACACGAGUAACUAUAAUAAUGGGAGCUGCAAAAGGGCUUGCAUAUUUGCACCAUGAUUGUGCACCUAGAAUCAUCCACCGCGACAUAAAGUCUAGUAACAUUUUGCUAGAUGGGAAUUUUGAGGCACGUGUAUCUGACUUUGGAUUGGCCAAAUUACUCGAGGAUGAGGAGUCACACAUAACCACAAUUGUGGCAGGCACCUUUGGUUAUUUAGCUCCAGAAUACAUGCAAAGUGGUCGAGCCACAGAGAAGACAGAUGUUUACAGUUUUGGCGUUCUGGUUCUUGAAAUAUUGAGCGGGAAGCGUCCAACUGAUGCAUCAUUCAUCGAGAAGGGUCUAAACAUUGUUGGUUGGUUGAAUUUUCUUGUGGCUGAGAACAGGCAACAAGAAAUAGCAGACCCAAACUGUGAUGGAGUGCAGACAGAAAGCUUUCAUGCGCUCCUCACCAUUGCAAUACAAUGUGUGUCUUCGAACCCAGAGGAUAGGCCCACCAUGCACCGGGUACUCCAAAUACUUGAAUCUGAAGUCAUGACCCCUUGCCCCAGCGACUUCUACGACUCCAGCUCUGAAUGAUUGGUUGAUUGAUUUAUUGAACAUCUUCAAAAUGAUAUUAUCUGCUGCUUCACAACGCAAUAGAAUAUGCAGAUGGGCACAAGAUCUGAAAUGUGACUAUUCAGAUCCCAUUUUUUCAUUCGUUCUGUGGGUUUCCUUGGAAUCACAUUGGCCAAUUUGUGGUGACGUUGUUUGGCUCUGUUUGAAAUCCUUGUGGUGUCCACUGUUUUAUAAUGUUUUUCCUUUAUUUUUAAUUAUUAUUGUUCUAUCUGAAUUGUAUAAUACUGCUUUUCUUAUUCUUUUUCUCUUGAGAAAUUUGGCUGUAUCUGAAUUGUAUAAUAUUGCCCGCUGCCAAUUAAUCCUCAUUAUGUAAUUAUUAUUAUUGUUGUUUUUACUAUUAUUGUUAUAAUGCUAUCACAUUUUACAAGUUUGAUUUUAAAA
Molecule: messenger RNA, 2824 nt
Organism: Cuscuta europaea
Lineage: Eukaryota; Viridiplantae; Streptophyta; Magnoliopsida; Solanales; Convolvulaceae
Source: the annotation of a GenBank genome assembly